Messenger RNA from Strongylocentrotus purpuratus (purple sea urchin), 853 nucleotides. RefSeq lists its product as uncharacterized. Lineage: Eukaryota; Metazoa; Echinodermata; Echinoidea; Camarodonta; Strongylocentrotidae. The transcript has 3 exons. Bases 461 to 853 code for a protein of 130 amino acids. The record is from RefSeq and is a predicted model, not a curated record.
UCCAGACACGCCUACAACGAGUAACGCGAUUAAUCCUGCUCCUCCACAGAUAAGUGUCCAACAGUUCGAGCACAUUAAGUACCUUAUGCAUGUACACUAUCAUAUACACAUAGGAAUUCCUUUUCCAGCAGUGCCUUAUUAUGUACCUCGUUUUUAGCGACUGUCCUUUCUGUUCCAAAAUAACCAAUUUCCCGCCUUAUGCAAUCAUCUAUGAUGAGGGCCUAUGUCCAGUGAUUUUUUUUUUUUAGCGGAUUCUACCAACUUUAAUUGUAUGUAUGUAUUUAUACCUGUAAUAUAUUUAAUAUAUUCAAUUUAAUCUACUUAAAAAUUCUCUUUGCUUAUCGCCACUACCGGUAUGUGAUAUCUCAUUUAAUUUAACCGUUGCUUCUAUACUUUGCUCUGUGCAGGUGUCAUCCGAUUGCUGAAUGAAAUCAAGCAAUAGGGUCGGCAGAAUGCCACCAUGAUGCAAAGUCUGCUCAAUACUCGAGGCCAGAGUGUUGAGGCAGACACCAUGGACAUGGGAGAGGAGGCUCACCUGCCAGUCUCUAACAUCACUGAGCUGGAGCAGCUGAAUGAGCAGCUGAAGGCGAAGCCAUUCAAAAAGAAACUUAUUAAAUCUCUUGGUACGCUCGGUGGAACGACCGAAAAAGAAAUAGUUGCUCGGAUACUCAAAGCGAUGCUUGAAGACGAACUCGCUACCAAUUUGAAUUGGAAAGGGAUGGGACAAAAAGUCGGCAUUUGCAAAAUGGACAUUGCAGACGUUAUAUUGCCAGCUGCAUUAAUUGAGAUUGAGGAAGGCAACGAACCAAACGACGAAAGCGACGUGGGUGCAGAUGAAGAGGACAGUGAUUGA